CGUGCUGAGUCGGAAGUGGGAACCCUUCGGCCCCUGAGACUCUUGUCGUGUCGUCGCUGCUGGCCCUUCAGGCUCUGGGUUGGAUUUCUAUGCUGUGGCCUUAAAAUUUCAGGAAGGGAAGAAAGCCUUUCAGGGUGCUCCGUUCAUCCCGUUGUGCCUCUGAGAGCCCUUGGUGCUUGAAUGAGGAAAUGUAAUCAGAAGAGUGCAAAUGCAGGCUCAGUCAGCUCCACUAAUACCUUUGAGCCCCUCCCCCUAGGUCUGGAUGGAGGAUACUUUAAAGUGAAAUGACAGACCAGGAGAAUAACAACAACAUCUCAAGUAACCCCUUUGCUGCUCUUUUUGGCUCCCUGGCUGAUGCCAAGCAGUUUGCAGCAAUCCAAAAAGAGCAGCUGAAGCAGCAAUCUGAUGAACUCCCAGCUAGCCCAGAUGACUCGGAUAAUAGUGUGUCAGAAAGCCUGGAUGAAUUUGAUUACUCUGUGGCUGAGAUUAGCCGCUCCUUCCGUUCACAGCAGGAAAUAUGUGAACAACUCAACAUCAAUCACAUGAUCCAAAGGAUCUUCCUCAUUACUCUGGACAACAGUGACCCCAGCUUGAAAAGUGGGAAUGGCAUCCCCAGCCGUUGUGUGUAUUUGGAAGAAAUGGCAGUAGACCUGGAAGAUCAAGACUGGCUUGAUAUGAACAAUGUUGAGCAGGCCGUCUUCGCUCGCUUGCUGCUUCAGGACCCGGGCAACCACUUGAUUAACAUGACUUCUUCUACAACGUUGAAUCUCUCUGCUGAUCGAGAUGCAGGGGAGAGGCACAUUUUUUGUUACCUUUAUUCCUGCUUCCAAAGAGCUAAGGAAGAGAUUACCAAAGUUCCAGAGAACCUGCUCCCCUUUGCGGUGCAGUGCAGGAACCUCACUGUGUCCAAUACCCGAACAGUACUCCUCACCCCAGAGAUCUACGUUGACCAGAACAUCCACGAGCAACUGGUAGAUUUGAUGUUGGAAGCCAUCCAAGGAGCCCAUUUUGAAGAUGUAACUGAGUUUCUGGAAGAGGUUAUUGAAGCCUUGAUAUUGGAUGAGGAAGUUCGCACAUUUCCAGAAGUCAUGAUUCCAGUGUUCGAUAUUUUAUUGGGCCGAAUAAAAGAUCUAGAACUCUGUCAGAUCCUGUUGUAUGCGUAUCUGGAUAUUCUCCUCUAUUUCACUAGGCAGAAGGAUAUGGCAAAGGUUUUUGUAGAGUACAUUCAGCCCAAGGACCCUAGCAAUGGGCAGAUGUACCAGAAGACCUUGCUGGGAGUAAUCCUGAAUAUCUCCUGCUUAUUAAAGACUCCAGGUGUAGUAGAAAAUCAUGGCUACUUCCUGAACCCAUCUCGUUCCAGUCCCCAGGAGAUCAAAGUGCAAGAGGCCAACAUCCAUCAGUUCAUGGCUCAGUUCCAUGAAAAGAUCUACCAGAUGCUGAAGAACUUACUCCAGCUCUCUCCAGAAACCAAACACUGUAUCUUGUCCUGGCUUGGAAACUGUUUGCAUGCAAACGCAGGCCGCACCAAGAUUUGGGCCAAUCAGAUGCCAGAAAUCUUCUUCCAAAUGUAUGCCUCGGAUGCCUUCUUUCUGAAUCUGGGUGCUGCUCUCCUGAAGCUAUGCCAGCCAUUUUGCAAACCCAGAUCCUCUCGGCUCCUCACCUUUAAUCCCACUUACUGUGCCCUGAAGGAGUUGAAUGAUGAAGAACGAAAAAUUAAAAAUGUGCACAUGAGAGGUUUGGACAAAGAGACUUGUUUGAUCCCAGCUGUGCAGGAGCCAAAGUUCCCCCAGAACUACAACCUUGUGACAGAGAACCUUGUCCUGACCGAGUACACCUUGUACUUGGGAUUUCACAGGUUGCAUGAUCAGAUGGUAAAAAUCAACCAAAAUCUGCAUCGGCUGCAGGUUGCCUGGCGGGAUGCUCAGCAGAGUUCUAGCCCUGCUGCUGACAGCCUUCGUGAGCAGUUUGAACGACUGAUGACCAUCUACCUUUCUACCAAGACUGCCAUGACGGAGCCCCAGAUGCUACAGAACUGUCUCAACUUGCAGGUGUCCAUGGCUGUUCUCCUCGUUCAGCUGGCCAUAGGCAAUGAGGGCUCCCAGCCAGUCGAGCUCACUUUCCCUUUGCCAGAUGGCUACAGCUCUUUGGCUUACGUGCCAGAAUUUUUUGCAGAUAACUUGGGUGAUUUCCUCAUUUUUCUCCGCCGUUUUGCUGAUGACAUCUUGGAGACGUCAGCAGACUCCCUAGAACAUGUUCUCCACUUUAUCACGAUUUUCACUGGAAGCAUAGAAAGGAUGAAGAAUCCCCACCUAAGGGCCAAACUGGCUGAGGUGUUGGAAGCAGUGAUGCCCCACCUGGACCAGACCCCAAAUCCCUUGGUAUCCAGUGUGUUCCAUCGGAAGCGUGUGUUCUGCAACUUUCCUUAUGCACCCCACCUUGCAGAAGCUCUAAUCAAGGUCUUUGUGGACAUUGAGUUUACAGGAGACCCCCAUCAAUUUGAACAGAAGUUUAAUUACCGACGCCCCAUGUAUCCUAUCCUGAGGUACAUGUGGGGAACAGAUACCUAUCGAGAGAGCAUUAAGGAUUUGGCUGACUAUGCCUCUAAGAAUUUAGAAGCCAUGAAUCCCCCGCUUUUCCUCCGCUUUCUUAACCUGCUAAUGAAUGAUGCCAUCUUCCUCCUGGAUGAAGCCAUACAGUAUUUGAGCAAGAUAAAGAUUCAACAGAUUGAGAAAGACCGAGGUGAAUGGGAUAGUCUGACUCCAGAAGCCCGCCGAGAGAAGGAGGCUGGCCUACAGAUGUUCGGACAGCUGGCACGUUUCCAUAACAUCAUGUCCAAUGAAACAAUUGGUACCCUUGCCUUUCUGACAUCAGAGAUCAAAUCACUCUUUGUGCAUCCUUUCCUGGCUGAGCGCAUCAUCUCCAUGUUGAACUACUUCCUGCAGCACCUGGUUGGCCCCAAGAUGGGGGCCUUAAAAGUCAAAGACUUCAGUGAAUUUGACUUCAAACCUCAGCAGCUCGUAUCAGAUAUCUGCACGAUCUACUUAAAUCUUGGGGACGAGGAGAACUUCUGUGCCACGGUGCCCAAGGAUGGACGUUCCUAUUCCCCAACUCUCUUUGCACAGACAGUCCGAGUCCUGAAGAAAAUCAAUAAGCCCGGGAAUAUGAUUGUGGCUUUCAGCAACUUAGCAGAGAGAAUCAAGUCCCUAGCAGACCUCCAACAACAGGAGGAGGAGACCUAUGCAGAUGCCUGUGAUGAGUUCCUGGAUCCCAUCAUGAGCACGCUCAUGUCUGACCCCGUGGUGCUGCCGUCCUCCAGAGUCACUGUGGAUAGAUCCACCAUUGCUAGGCAUUUGCUCAGUGACCAAACCGAUCCCUUUAACCGUAGUCCCCUCACCAUGGACCAGAUCCGGCCAAACACAGAACUAAAAGAAAAAAUCCAGCGGUGGCUCGCAGAGAGGAAACAACAACAAAAGGAGCAACUUGAAUAAAUACUGUGAACUAAACAAACCAAAAACAACCAACCCCAGAAUGUAGAUAAACAGUUGUUUGUGGCUUCUCUCAUUUUGGUUCUAUUCCUUCUUUUUCCUUCUUUUCUUUUUCUUCCUUUCUUUCUUCCUUUCUUUUUCUUUCUUUCCCUUCCUUUCCUUCCUUCCUUCUUUCCUUCCUUCCAACUAAAUUAGAGAACUGCUCUUGCUGAAAUUAUGACAAUUUACAUUUAUUCCUAAGAAUUUUACAAUGCUCUCCUGGCUUGCAGGAAAUUAUGCUUAUUAUAGCAGCACCAAGUUUAGAAAUGAUCACUCAUUUGUACCCUUUGUUCUCUCUUCCUACUCUUCAUCCUUUUCCUACCUUAAGUUACAUUAACUUCAGCUACUAAAAUUUCCUGCCACCUUACUUUUGCUCUGUCAAGAACUGCUCAAAUACCUUUGAUGAGCCCAGCUUUUAAGUAUAUGUCACAUAUUUCGGUGACAGCUGACACCAUCAGAAAGUCCUGUGUCAUCGAGGUAUUUACUCGUCUUCAUGACCCGGAUGUCAGCCCUUUUCUUGUUACAGUUCUGCUAUAUUACAGAAUAACCUUUCACACACAUGCAGAUACCUUGAUGUUUGAGUAGGCUUUUGAAUAGAAUAGAUGUGAUUUUCAAAAAGGAAUCUUACACAGUUUCUGUCGGUAAUUCUUAAUUUUGCAUUAACUCAUCCCUCAAAGAUCCAGUGGAGGACAAACACUCUCCCCUGGGGCUGUCAUCACCACAAAAAACUUAGCCCCAUAAUAUUUUUAGGAGGAUUGGUAGGACAAACAUGAAUUUUUGAUACCUUAUUUAGAAAAUUCUGAGGUGAAAGAAAAAAGGAGGCUGUUAGGCCCUCUUUAUCUUUUGGAAAUCUUGUUACAAGGAGUAGGCUUGAGUGGAAAAGUUAGGGAACAAAUAUUGUAACCAUGAAAGAUGUCAUUUUAAGACAUUAUUAUCAACCGUGUAUUUCAGUAUAUAUAGACACCAUGUGCAUUUUUAUAUUGGUCUAGUGUAAACUGAGUACCACUUUAUAUUGUCUUUUCCACGGUAAGAUGUAUGCAGUGGGUGGCCAUAUUUACUGACACACUUACUCUAGAUAAAAUUCUGAGACUAUAACAUGUAUAUAGUUCAUGUUUGUUUGGGCUUGUGACCUAACUUCCAAGAGCUGCUUCUAAUUCAGCCUUAGGUCAUCAAUUAGCAAAGUAGGAAUUUGAGCACAACCUUGUCCACAGCCGUUUUAAAUAUCCACAUAGCCCCAUGUAGUUAGUAGGCGGAUGGGCCCCACUUCUGCAAGUUGAGCUUACGCUUCCUACUCAGUUGCACAGCUUAACAUGCUAAGUGAGGCACAUUCUCCUAUGGACUAUGUCACUAUCUCUGUAAGCCUGAAGAUAUCAUAAGUGACAAGAGAAGUCAUUUGAUCUAGAAACAGGGGUCACUGUUUCAUUUUUAACCAUGGCCUCUUUCAAGUAAGAUGGUAGUUUUAGGAUAUUCCAACACGAGUUGCUAUAAGCAGUCCUCGAUGUGCUUUUGAUGGCAUCACUUGGAAAACCUCACAUCAGAGGGCAUCCCACACUAGGUAUAAAGUAGAUGUUGCCUACUGCUAUGCUUUUAAAUGGGAAAAAGAGUCUAGGACUCUUGGAAAUGGCAGAAUGUAAGAUAUUAAUUCAGUGUGCAACCUGGCCCUUUAAGGCUUGGGUUAACAGGAUUUGUUUAUUUUCUUAAAAUGAGCUUCAUUUCAUAUUUAUUAUCCUUUACUUCUCUGAGAAUGAACUGUGUAUAAAAUAAGCUUCUGUCUACUCGCAAUUAUCUUCCAAACCCAAUCUAAUGGGAUGUUUGCAUUUUUUAAGAAAGUGGGGAAAAGACCAGAGUUUUAUAGGAGAAAAUUGGAGGAAAAAUGGGCACAAAACCUCAGAAGGCAGCUGUUCCCAGCAGCUUUCUAGCUAACAACCUCUAUGCUGCCUCUUGUAUCUGUGUCUGUAUUCUACUUCUGUGGUCUUCAGAUUGUAAGCCUUUUCUGGCAAGCUUUUUUUUUUUUUUUUUUUUUGAGUUCUUUUCCUGAAACUUUUUAUGAAUGGCUAUGGCACCAUUAAUGCUGCUGAGUAUCUUUUUUUUUUUUUUUUUUUUUUUUUUUUUUUUUUUUUUUAGUAUCUUUAAACUCAUUACAAGGGCAAGUGUAUAGCUUAAGGCCAUUGUUGGUAAGGAAACCAAGUGUCCUCUGUGCCUUUCUUUCUUUGAAAUAAUUUAAGAACAUCCCAAAAAUGAGACUAAAAAAUUAAUCGUCUUGGUGUAUGCCAUGGUGUGUAUAUGCGCUUGGAAGCUUAAAAGAGAGGUUUUGUUAUCUGGAACUCAGAAACCGCUCUCAAUCUAUUAGAGCAGACUUUCUUAUAUACCUAGUUUUAUGUGUUGGCUUUGCUAGAGUAUGAUAGGAAAAUGAAGCCUCUUUAUCAGCUCUGGUAUUGCUUACCAAGAGGGUAAUAACUAAACUUGGAAAAUUAUUUAAGUAGGUUUUAUCAAGCAAUCUUGGUUUGUUGUGUUUUUUUUUUUAAUAUAGUUUGUAAUGGAUAUGUAAAAACAAAGAAACAUUAAAGGUUUUUUAAUGGUGCAGGUGAAGGUGCCAGUAUUUGGUAUCACAGUCUACAAAAGCUUCAUUACUUUAUUUGAUGCUGGUUGCUAAGCAGCCAUUGCCCAGAGCAUAAGUCUACUGGGUGCCUUUACAAGCCAGAGAGGCUGAUGCUGCACUGUUGAUGUCAUGUGAGGAAAUAAUGCACUUGCUCUAACUGCUACACAGGAAAACCUAGACAAAAAAAUAAAAUAAAAAAUAAAAUGACAAAAAGGUUGAUUGAAAUAAAAUUUGAUUAACAUAACUGUAUUUUGAAACAUUCCAGGAAAGUUACUUCUUGUCAGACUUGCCUGGGGGUUUGUUCAAAGCUUGUAUUUAAUAAAGGAACACCUGACUUACAA
Molecule: messenger RNA, 6464 nt
Organism: Ailuropoda melanoleuca (giant panda)
Lineage: Eukaryota; Metazoa; Chordata; Mammalia; Carnivora; Ursidae
Gene: UBE4A
Product: ubiquitination factor E4A
Exons: 21
Coding region: 285-3488 (1067 amino acids)
Biological process (GO): protein polyubiquitination; ubiquitin-dependent protein catabolic process; ERAD pathway
Cellular component (GO): ubiquitin ligase complex; nucleus; cytoplasm
Molecular function (GO): ubiquitin-ubiquitin ligase activity
Source: RefSeq, a predicted model, not a curated record